Molecule: messenger RNA, 2038 nt
Organism: Humulus lupulus (European hop)
Lineage: Eukaryota; Viridiplantae; Streptophyta; Magnoliopsida; Rosales; Cannabaceae
Product: E2F transcription factor-like E2FF
Exons: 11
Coding region: 456-1502 (348 amino acids)
Biological process (GO): regulation of transcription by RNA polymerase II
Cellular component (GO): RNA polymerase II transcription regulator complex
Molecular function (GO): RNA polymerase II cis-regulatory region sequence-specific DNA binding; DNA-binding transcription factor activity, RNA polymerase II-specific
Source: RefSeq, a predicted model, not a curated record
AUAAUUUUCCUGCAAAAUCAUUAACAAAAACACUGUCAACAAAAAAAUUAGGCUACGAAAUACCAUAUUUACCCCUUCACCAACCUCAGAAAGUAAACUUAACAUGGUCACAUCGGUAAUUCCACUCUAACCGCGCUCUGCAAUGUUAAUUUGAAUUCCCGCGCCCUUCCAUUCUCAGAAGCGCCGUGUCGACUGGUUAAAGCCAGAUGGAGAUGGAGAUUGAGAUUGAGAUUCCGAACAAAAAUGAAAAAGAAAAUAAAAAAUUUGGAUCAUCAAAUUCCAAAAUAGACAUUUUUCGAAAUUUGUGAACCCGCGAAAGAAUCAUAUUCUACUUCAUCCACUUUCAUUUCAAUUCAACGGUUCGUCCUUUUUAUCUCUCUCGCUCUCUAAAAACAAACAAAGAACCACUGAUACUAGCAGUACCUUUUAGGUUCAGCUUCAUCUGUUUCAAAAAAAUGUCUUCCUUUAUGUUUAUGGAGUCCGAUUCUAGACCCAACGUCUAUUGCCGUAAAGAAAAAUCUCUCGGAGUCUUGUGUUCCAAUUUCUUGAGGUUGUAUAAUCGGGAAGGCGUUGGAUCCAUCGGUCUCGAUGAAGCUGCUUCUCAAUUAGGAGUGGAACGGCGCCGCAUGUAUGAUGUUGUCAACAUAUUGGAGAUUAUUGGAGUUGUAGCAAGGAAAGCUAAAAACCAGUAUACAUGGAAGGGUUUAGGGGAAAUCCCACGUGCUUUGGAGCAGUUGAAGGAAGAGGGUUUGAAGGAGAAUUUCAGUGCCUCUGUUUGCUGUAGCUCUUCUAGAGUUUUAAAUGACAAUGAGCUUAGUGGGCUUCUGAGUCUGAGUUCUAAAGAGGAGGACUAUUCUUCUGUGUGGUCGAAAAGCAAAAACAAGAGAGACAAAUCUCUAUCGCUUCUCACCCAGAACUUUAUCAAGCUUUUUCUUUGUUCAGAUAUGGAUUUGAUCUUGCUUGAGAAUGCUGCGAAGGGAUUGCCAGGUGAUGCAGAUGAUCCGACAGCUUUGAGAACAAAGGUUAGGCGUCUGUAUGAUAUUGCCAAUGUCUUAUCUUCUAUGAAUCUGAUUGAGAAGAUUCGUCACCCUGAUAGUGGGAAACCAGCAUAUAGGUGGUUGUAUUGGGGAGGAAAGACCAAGAAUGAAAUUGAUACUUCGGAUACUAACCAGCCUAAAAAGAGAGUAUUUGGGGCUGAUAUCACGAAUUACAAUUCCAAGAGAAAGAGAGGAGAUACUGCAGAGGAUUGCAAGUCAAAUCAAGAGAAAAGUAAGCAAACAAUCGCUAACUCUACUGAACUGGAACAAAAUGAAUGUGAUGAUGAAGAAGUGAAGCAGCAUCCAAAGUAUGCCUCAAAGGGUAUUGUAUUUGGCCCUUUUGCACCUAUUAGUUUGCCUAUGGAAGGAGAUGCAGCAAAUAAAAGAGUCAGACAGGUUCAAGACUGGGAAAGUUUGGCUUCUACUUAUCGUCCUCAGUAUCGCAACCAAGCUACUAAAUUUUAGAGACGGGUUUCGUUUUGUUGAUGAUCUGGCAGCUCUAAGUGACCUUUUUGCUCAUUACAUGGAGGCUUGGAAAUCAUGGUUCGUGGACGCUGUAGGGAAGCAAGAGGUGCAACAAAUAUGCUGACAUAGAAUACUCUGUUAACUUCAUUUAGGAUUUUCAACCCCAUGGUUGACUGAGGAUUACCCUUUUCUUCUUCUUCAUCAUCUACACUGUCUUCUCACGACAAAGCAUAUACGUGUUCCAGGAAUAAGUUUCUUGCUAUGGUAGCAAGACGGCGAUCACCUCCUACACUAAUCAUACAUUACGGGCCCUCAUUUUUAUACUACUUGUUGGUGACUAAUAAGAAUUAUUUAAUGAGCCAAAGGAAUUGGAAAGUCUAGAGCUUUCUUUAUUUUCCUUAGAAUAAUAAAUGAUUCAGUAGCUUUCCGAAGCUUCAACUCUUGUGUUUAUAGGCAAUGCAAGAUGUCUUAUUACUUUGUUUCUUCUGCAUGUAUUGAUUUUGAAUAUCAAGUUAUUUUAUUUCUCAUUAUUUUCA